Messenger RNA from Carya illinoinensis, 1001 nucleotides. RefSeq names its product ATP synthase subunit O, mitochondrial. Lineage: Eukaryota; Viridiplantae; Streptophyta; Magnoliopsida; Fagales; Juglandaceae. Gene Ontology annotation, biological process: proton motive force-driven mitochondrial ATP synthesis. The record is from RefSeq and is a predicted model, not a curated record. The transcript is spliced from 6 exons. Gene Ontology annotation, molecular function: proton-transporting ATP synthase activity, rotational mechanism. Bases 99 to 830 code for a protein of 243 amino acids.
UAGUCAUUUGAGCCCUUCCCCACCUGGUUAGCUUCCCCCUACAGUAUUCCAUUGCAAUAACCUCACUUCGAAUCAGAAAAAUUAGGGUUUACAAGGAAAUGGCAUUAGCUGCUCGCAUCAGAUCGGGUCUCCCUCUCCUGACCAAGGCUCUCCAUUCCGCUCCCCUCACUGUUCCGAGAUCCGCGCUUGCUCUCUCCAACUCUGAGUUCUCAAGGAAUUAUGCCACUACUACUGGGCAAAAGGAAAAGAAAGUUAGGGUGCCUCUAGCUUUAUUUGGGGGAUCCGGAAACUAUGCAUCUGCAUUGUACCUUGUGGGAGUUAAAGGAAAUUGUCUGGAAAAGGUUGAGGCUGAGCUUCUUGACCUUGUUGAGGCUAUAAAGAAAAGUCCUACCUUUUCUCAGUUCACAAAGGACCUCACAGUCCCAGCAGAUGUCAGAGUGAAGGCUAUCCAGGAAGUUGCAAAUGAAGCUAAAUUUUCAGAGGUGACAAAGCAUUUCUUGGUUUUGUUGGCUGGCAAUGGGAGGCUAAGAUACAUUGACACCAUCACUAAGAGAUUUUUGGAGCUGACCAUGGCACAUAGGGGAGAAGUGAAAGCUGUGGUGACCACUGUAAUUCCCCUUCCACCUGAAGAGGAGAAAGAACUGAAGGAAACCCUUCAAGAUAUUCUCGGACACGGCAAGAAGGUUAAACUUGAACAGAAGAUUGAUCCCAGUAUUCUUGGUGGCCUGGUGGUUGAUUUUGGACAAAAGCUCUUUGAUAUGUCCAUCAAGACACGGGCGCGGCAGAUGGAAAGGUUCUUGAGGGAGCCCGUAAACUUUGGCAGCCUGUGAAAUGUGUCUACAUUUGUUUCAGUGGAUGCUUAAUGAAAGUGUUUUUUCUUACAAAAGAAGGCUUUUAAGGAAAAUGUUUCUUCCGGUUUGAUUUUGGUUCUCGUAAACUCAUUUUAUGUAUUGGUAGAAAGCCAUACAUUUGCAAAUAAGAAGCUACAAAUUUUAUUCACA